Bipolaris victoriae FI3 is the source of this 798-nucleotide messenger RNA. RefSeq lists its product as hypothetical. Bases 1 to 798 code for a protein of 265 amino acids. The record is from RefSeq and is a predicted model, not a curated record. NCBI's taxonomy places the organism in Eukaryota, Fungi, Ascomycota, Dothideomycetes, Pleosporales, Pleosporaceae. Gene Ontology annotation, cellular component: proteasome core complex, alpha-subunit complex; proteasome core complex; nucleus. Gene Ontology annotation, biological process: proteasome-mediated ubiquitin-dependent protein catabolic process. The transcript has 7 exons.
AUGAGUUAUUCCAAGCUCCAAUUCGCGACUUCUGAGGAUUUCCCUGCACAAACUACCGCCAUGUUCAUAGCACGAAGCGAAUAUGACCGCGGCAUCAACACCUUCUCGCCCGAAGGCCGUCUCUUCCAAGUUGAAUACUCUCUAGAAGCCAUUAAGCUUGGAUCAACAGCAAUAGGUGUAGCUACAGGCGAGGGCGUAAUCCUUGGUGUAGAGAAGCGCGUCACCUCCACCCUCCUCGAGACCAGCUCGGUUGAAAAGAUUGUCGAGAUUGACCGCCACAUUGGCUGUGCCAUGUCUGGACUGCAAGCCGAUGCACGAAGCAUGAUCGAGCAUGCCCGCGUUGAGAGCCAGAACCACGCCUUCAACUAUGCCGAGCCCCUACGAGUCGAGAGUUGCACGCAAGCGAUAUGCGAUUUGGCGCUGAGGUUUGGUGAGGGUGCAGAGGGUGAGGAGAGCAUCAUGAGCAGACCAUUUGGUGUUGCUCUGUUGAUUGCGGGUUACGAUGAGGAUGGCCCGAGUCUAUACCACGCUGAGCCUUCUGGUACAUUCUACCGCUACGAUGCCAAAGCUAUCGGCUCCGGAUCCGAGGGCGCGCAAGCAGAGCUGCAAAACGAGUUCCACAAGUCGCUGACCCUGGCUGAGGCCGAGGUUCUUACGCUCAAGACGCUGAAGCAGGUCAUGGAGGAGAAGCUGGAUAGUAAGAACGUGCAAUUGGCGAGUGUCACAAAGGACAAGGGCUUCAGGAUCUAUACCGACGAGGAAAUGGCUGAGGUGGUCGGAAGGCUACCAACCAACUAG